CACAACAAGUCAUUCCAUUCAAAGGGGAAGAAGGGGGAAAACUCAACAACCGAGGGAAGCACACCACCGACAGGUUCAACUGGUGUUGUAUUACAAUGGAUGCCUGAUGGAAGCACUCAAACUCGUCUAAUGCAUCCCUCAAGUCAAGCUGAAACUACCUCUUUUCCCUCCCAACAAAGCAGCCAAAGCUUCACCUCAGGUUCUCUACCACCUCGACAAAGCAGUCAAUCCGAGGGACAAGCAUCACGCUUUGCACAAGGUGAGGAGAGGCAAAGCAAACUUCCUGUUAGAGGAAAAGUCAAAGAGGAAAGGGAAGAUGUGAUCUUCGUAGCCAAACAGGGUGUGGGG
Linum tenue is the source of this 348-nucleotide messenger RNA. The record is from the annotation of a GenBank genome assembly. Lineage: Eukaryota; Viridiplantae; Streptophyta; Magnoliopsida; Malpighiales; Linaceae.